AUGUCCAUUGCUGGUGGAGAAACGGCACUUUCAGUCUUUCUGGAGUUUUUCGCUAAGCUGGCUUCUUAUGAUCAUAUCCUCAACUUCGUCACUCAAAAGCAGGUCAACCAGCAACUCAAACAGUGGCAAAAGAUAUUGCCAAGUAUUCAAGCAGUGCUCAAUGAUGCAGAGGAGAAGCAAAUGAAAGACCCCAAUGUGAAGAUCUGGUUGACUCACCUCCAAAACUUGGCCUACGAUGUGGGUGACGUUUUGAAUGAAUUUGCAGUCGAGGCUUUACAUCGAAAGCUGCAUGAAGGUGAAGCGAGCACAAGUAAGGCACAAAAACCCUCUGCUUCUUGGUUUACUAGUUUCAUUAAUUCAAGAGCUUUUACGUUUAAUAAGAAGAUGAUUUCCAAAUUACAAGAGCUCGCUGAUGAACUAAAUGGUUUGGCAAGAGAAAAAAACAGAUUGGGUUUGAGACAGAUUGAUGAAACUGCAAUGUCUAAAAGAGUUAAAGUAAGCAUGCAAUUUAUGCCUUUAGUGCAUGAAUCUCAUGUUUAUGGUAGGGAAAAGGAGAUGGCUGAAAUACUUGAAUUGCUAUUGUGCAAUAAUGGGAAUGGGAAUGGAGCUUCUUUGAUUCACAUCUUUGGGGAUGGUGGGAUCGGCAAGACAGUUCUCGUUCGAUUCCUUUAUUGCAGUGGUGAUGUAAAGAAGGCCUUCCAUCACAGGUUCUGGAUACGUGUUUCAAAAGAUUUCGAUGUCACUCUGGUGACAAAGACAAUUUUGCAGUCCAUCUCCGAUGUGUGUUGUAUAGUUCCUUCUUUGGAUAAUCUUCAGGCCUUGUUGAAGGAUAAGUUGUUCGGCAGACACAUUUUGCUUGUGCUGGACAAUGUUCGGCACGAGAAUUACGAUGAUUUGGCCCUCUUGUUAAAGCCUUUUUCUGUUGGAACAAAAGUUAUUUUGACAACAAGGAGUUGCAGUGUUGUUUCUUCAGUUGUUAGUAGUGCUAAAGCUUUCUUGUUGCAGAAGUUAUCACAUAAAGAUUGUCUCUCUGUGUUUACUCAUCAUGCAUUGAAAGCAAGUGAUUUUAGUGAGCAUCAAGAGUUGGAAACAUUUGGGGAAAACAUAGUGAAAAAGUGCAAUGGCUUACCUUUGGCAGCUAAAGUCAUUGGUUGCUUGCUUGGCACUCAUGUGGAGUAUGGUGUAUGGAAAUAUGUAUCAGAGAGUGAGAUAUGGGAUUUACAGCAAGAGCAAUGUGGAGUUAUUCCGGCUUUGCUAUUGAGUUAUCAUCAUCUUCCACCGUAUUUGAAGCGUUGCUUUGCAUAUUGCUCUUUACUGCCUAAAGGUUACGAGUUUGAGAAGGAGGAGAUCAUCUUGUUAUGGAAAGCAGAAGGCUUUAUACAACAAGCGGACUCGAAAGCUCACAUUGAAGAUCUUGGUAGCAGAUACUUUCAAGAUCUAGUGUCAAGAUCGUUUUUCCAGACUUCUGUUCGGGAUACAUAUCUGUAUGUAAUGCAUGAUCUAAUCAAUGAUCUAGCUCAAUUGGUCUCCAGAGAAAUAUGCUUGAAAUUGGAGGAUGAUAAACAACCGAAAAUUCCAAAGGGCACUCGACAUUCAUCUUAUGUUUGUGGCUCGUAUGACGGAGUGGAGAAGUUUGCAGUGUUUGAUCACAUGAAACGCUUGCGAACCUUUCUACCAUUUAUGAUGCCAAGAGAUGGGACUUGUUAUAUAACCAACACUGUGCUCAUUGAUUUGUUGCCGAAACUUCGAUGCUUAAGGGUGCUUUCUUUAAAAGGGUACGGCAUCACCGUGUUGCCGGACAUAUUUGAAAAUUUGGUACAGUUACGCUACCUAAAUUUCUCACACACUUUAAUCCAAAGUUUGCCUGCUUCAAUAUGCACCCUUUACAAUUUAGAAACCUUGAUAUUAAAGGAGAGUUUGUUAGAGUGGUUACCCUCAGGCAUAGAACGCCUAGUAAACUUGAAUCAUAUUGAUAUCAGUGGUGUAAAGAUGAAAGCAAUGCCCUAUGGUAUAGGUAAAUUGGCCGAUCUACGAAGGCUGUCAGAUUUUAUUUUGGGAGCAGGUGAUGGAUAUCGAAUACGAGAGUUGAAGAAUUUACAUCUUAAGGGUGAUCUUUCCCUUUCGGGGUUGGAGAACGUUGUCGAAGCUCGAGAUGCAUUGGAAGCUAAGUUAAUUGACAAGCAAGGCCUUGAUGCAUUAAGGCUAAUGUGGAGCAGUAUUUCUGGCAGUAGCAUAAGAGAUAAAGUAGUUGAAGAAGAGGUGUUGAACAUGCUUGAACCUCACUGGGAUCUUAAAGUGCUCGUCAUAGAGAACUAUGGGGGUACAAAGUUUCCGAAUUGGAUUGCAGAUUCUUCGUUUAAGAACUUGUGGUCUUUGGAUCUCAACAACUGCAGAAACUGCAAAUUCUUGCCGUCAAUCGGAAACCUGCCACUACUGAAGGAUCUUUGUAUAAGGGGAAUGCAUACGGUGACUAAAAUCGGCAUCGAGUUCUACGGAGAGAACCACUUGAAUGCAUUCGUGUCAUUGGAGACGUUAUGCUUUAAGGAUAUGUCAAAUUGGAAGGAAUGGGACAUCGAUGAGCAUGCUGUGAAAUUUCCCUGCCUACGGGAGUUUUGUAUCGUAAACUGUCCUCAAUUGUCAGGAAGGUUUCCAAGCUCUCUUCAUUCCUUAGAGACACUUGUAAUUCGUCAAUGUACACAAUUGGUUGUUUCGGUUUCGAACCUCCCUCAGCUGCAUAACUUAGAAAUAGAUGGGUGUGCAGAGUUGGUGCUUCGAGAUGAAGCAGACAUGCCACCAUUGAGAAAAGUCUCUCUUUCAAAUGUUUCAAAGUUUUCUCCCCUAACUGAGAGGCUAGUGUCAGGCCUAACCAACCUGGAUCAUCUGAGGAUUAGUAAUUGUAAUGAGUUGGCGUCCUUGUCCCGGAAGCAGUUCAGUUUGGUGCGGCAUUUGAGGUCUCUCCGUAGUCUGGAAAUGUCAAGUUUUCCACUACUUGAGGUUGAAGGAACUGUGAAAAGCUUCAGAGGCUACCACAAGACUGGCAUUUCCUCACAUUUCUAA
Gossypium raimondii (Peruvian cotton) is the source of this 3057-nucleotide messenger RNA. RefSeq names its product putative disease resistance RPP13-like protein 1. NCBI's taxonomy places the organism in Eukaryota, Viridiplantae, Streptophyta, Magnoliopsida, Malvales, Malvaceae. Bases 1 to 3057 code for a protein of 1018 amino acids. The transcript has 2 exons. The record is from RefSeq and is a predicted model, not a curated record. Gene Ontology annotation, molecular function: ADP binding. Gene Ontology annotation, biological process: defense response to other organism.